ACGUUGAGUCGUGAGAGUGUUUCUAAUCAAGUCUAGUACCUGCCUAUUUUGUUUUCUUUUUAUACGAUUCUUUUUUAAAUCAUACAUUAUAAUGAGCUAAAAUUUAGCGAAUAUUUUUUUAAAUACAAGCUACGCGUAUCAGCUAUGAACCCAUUAUAGAAAUAUUAAAUGAGAAAUAGUACCAUUCCUGUGGACAACAUGGGGAUUAUGUACGAGAAACGGCCUUUAAAAAGGCCUCGCUUAGGUCCUCCUGAUGUAUAUCCUCAAGAACCUAGACAAAAGGAAGAUGAAUUGACAUCCGCUAACGUGAAACAUGGAUUUACAACAACACCACAGUCCAGUGACGAAUUUGGGACGGCUAGAAAUUUUAAUCACUCUGCUUUUGCAUCCAAGAUUGGACAAUUUUUUUCUGGUAUACUUUCGAAAAAAGAAGAACUUAACACUCUUCCGGAUUGUGGAAAAAAGAGGCAGCAAGUGAAUCCUAAAGAUAACUUUUGGCCAGCAACAGCAAGAACUAAACCACAAAUUGAAGCUUGGUUUAAAGAUUUAGCUGGGAGUAAACCUUUAUCUAUAUUGGCAAAGAAAGCACCUAACUUCAACAAAAAGGAGGAGAUAUUUAUAACAUUAACGGAAUAUCAAGUAGCUAUGCCCAGGGCUGCAUGGUUUAUAAAAUUAAGCUCUGCAUAUACUGUAGCAGUUUCUGAAGCCAAAAUUAAAAAGAGACAGCAUCCAGAUCCCACUACUGAAUGGACAACAACAUUAAUAAAAUUCUUAAAGGAUCAAAUUCCAAAGCUGGCUGAAUACUACCAAAGUGGCCCUGGUAAUAUUGAUAAAACACCACCAACUCAAUCAGGUCCAGGCACACCAAGUCACAAUAUGUCAGGUCAUCCUCCAGGCAGCUCUACUCCAAAUUCCUCAGUGCCAAAUUCUAUGCAUUCUCCAGGAAGUACCAGCUUAUUAGGUUCAUCUACACCUGGUCCUGAGAGCACAGAUUGGCGACAGGCUCUGAAGCAAUGGAAUUAUUGCUGUCGACUGGCCAAGUAUCUCUUAGAUGAGGGUUUAUUGGAUAGACACGAUUUCCUUACAUGGAUUAUAGAAUUGCUUGAUAAAAGAGCACCUGAUGAUGGACUGUUAAGAUUGUUCCUACCAUUGGCUUUACAAUAUAUGUGUGAGUUUGUUUGCUGCGAGGGUCUCUCGCGGCGUCUUGCAACAAGUUGUGCUAAAAAGUGUGCUGCAAUAUGCUCAGUACUAUCAGAGACUACACUUAGAACCUUAAACCAACCUGCAGUGUUCAAUAAAUCUGAUAGAAAUGGAGAUGCGAAUGGCGGUCCUUUGUCCCCUUCAACAGAAACAAAUGGUGAUGUAAAACCAAAUAUAUCUCAAAUUAAACGUUCAGGUACACCAGCUGAUCAAAACAAUGGAACACCCAAUCCUAAUCAUUCUCUAGGAACCCCCAACCCAAACCAUUCAUUGGGAACACCAAAUCCUUUAGGAACGCCUAACCCAUCCCAACCCAUGGAACAAGUGAAGGAAGAAAAUGAUUCACCAUCAAGGGACACUAAAGCAACUAUAAAUACAGUUGUUACAGCAUCUCUUAAUCCUGUGCAAGUUGGGUUUGGAGAGAUCCUGAAUUGUUCAUUUCAUAGAGAUGUCAUUAUACAAUUAGCAACUAUACUUCAGAUAAUAUGUAUAGAAUGUCCUACUGCAAUGGUUUGGUCUGGAUGUGGGUCAUCUCUUCAAGGUUCGCCUUUAGACAUCUUGCCAUUGCCGCCCUCUGCAUUACCAAUGCCACAGAUGGACUCGGAAGUUACUGAAGAGCAUAGGCGAUUGGUUUAUGAAGCCGAACAAGAAAUUGCCGCAAGAAGCAAAAAAGCCGAAAGUAAAUGGUGCACAGACAAAUGGCAAACAAGUUCACAAGCUCGAGUAUUAGCAGUCCUUGAAGCGUUAGAUCGUCACUGCUUUGACCGGGUCGAUCCAAAUAACAACUUGGAUACAUUGUAUAAAGAAGUAUAUGCUAACUGCAGCCCACCUAAAGACGGAAAUGCUGACCCCAAAGAUCCAGAGUACGUGUGCUCGUACGCGGUGGUGCGCGUGCUGUGCGAGUGGGCGGUGUGCGGCGCGCGCUGGGGCGAGCACCGCGCGAUGGCGGCCGCCGCACUGCUCGACCGCCGCCAGCACCACCACCACCACCACGAGCACCAGGGAUCCGACGAUAAAGAAUCUAUCAGCUCUGGAACGGGAAUGUACAACGGUCCGCCGAUUUUCCAAAACCUUUUAUUGCGAUUUCUGGAUAAUGACGCGCCUGUUUUAGAUGAAAGUCCAAACGCCCCACCGGGUAAUCGACAACAGUUUGCGAACCUAGUACAUCUAUUUGGAGAAUUAAUUAGACGUGAUGUCUUUUCACAUGACGCGUACAUGUGCACGCUUAUAUCCAGAGGUGAUCUAAUAUCUCCCACGGAGCCUACUGUGAGUUCUAGCUCUGGCGGACAUACGGUCGCUCAACCUGCGAAUAGUACGGGAACCAAUCACAAUAUAGAUGACGACAUAUUUGCUGGUAUCGAUCUUAAACCGAAAAUGGAGGAAAAUGUCAGAAUGGAUUUGGACGAUUCAAAAAUUGACGAUGACUUGGACAAGCUUUUGCAACACAUUAAAGAAGACCAACAGAAUUCUAUGGACGCUCCCGAUAGCCCAAAGGAUCCAGGAGAACCUUCUCAUAACGUGAAUUCGCCCAUGAUGGGCGCAAGUGGAAUGGGCAUAGGAUCGAUGCAAUCAAUGGGAAUGGGCCCAAUGUCUGUACCAGGUAUACGUUCAACGAGUUCAAACGGCUCGAACACAACGGGCACGGUGUCGCGGCACUAUCACUACACCAUGCACUUCCCGCUGCCGCCCACUGAGCCGGAGCACACGCCGCACGACGCUAACCAGCGUCACAUCCUCUUGUACGGCGUCGGGCGGCAGAGGGACGACGCCAAACACGCCGUGAAGAAGAUGACCAAAGAAAUAUGCAAAUUAUUCUCUAAGAAGUUUUCCAUUGAUGUAGCGGAAGGUGGAAAAAUAAAGAAGCAUUCGCGUAGUGAAUUUAAUUUUGAGGCUGUUACGCAAAAAUUUCAAUCAAUGUCGAUGUACGAGCAAGGCGCGGUGUCGUGGGCGGUGGGCGGCGCCGUGUGCGAGGCGCUGGCGGCGUACGCGGCCGGCGCCACCACGUACCUGCCGCAGCCCGAGCACGUCGCGUUCGCGCUCGACCUUAUGGAGAUCGCGCUCAACGUGCACGGCCUCAUCGAGACUUGCAUACAGAUACUGAAAGAGUUGUCAGAAGUAGAAGCAGCGCUAAUCACCCGCGGCGCGGCGAGCAGCGGGCUGGCUGCGCCGCGCGCCUACACCUCGGCACUCGCUCUGUAUACCGUUGGAGCUUUGAGGCGGUACCAUUCGUGUUUGCUAUUGUGCGUAGAGCAAACGUCGGCUGUGUUUGAGCAGCUUUGUCGUUUGGUCAAGUGCGUGGUGAAUCCCGGUGAUUGCGGGUCCGCCGAGCGAUGCGUGCUCGCGCAAUUACACGACCUGUAUAAGGCGGCUGCACAUCUGUUUCACGCGCCCCAUGCGGACACCUUUGCGAAUGCAUAUCCUAAAAUAAAACAAGCGCUUUACUCUCCUUUACAACCCACACCAUCGAAUUAUGCCUACAAUCCACAAUUUUUGAGUGAAUUUUUCACAAAUCCUAGAAAAGGUAAAAUUGAGAUAUCUUGGGCACGUCAAGUAGCGGAGUCACCAGCGAAUCGUUACAGCUUUGUGUGUUCCGCCAUGUUGGCUGUAUGUCGCGAGGUUGACAAUGAUCGUGUGAACGAGCUGGGCGUGCUGUGCGCGGAGAUGACGGCGUGGUGCAGCGGGCUGGCGGCCGAGUGGCUGGGCGCGCUGGUGGCGCUGUGCGGCGCGCAGCACUACCCCGCCGCCGCGCCGCACGCCGCGCCGCCGCCGCUCUACCCCGACCUGCUGCACCACCGCGACCUGCACGACGCCGCCGCGCACGACGCGCUCGCCGUCUUCACUUGCAUACUCGUCGCGCGACACUGUUUUUCCCUGGAAGACUUCGUUCGUCACGCCGCUUUGCCGUCACUUGUAAAGGCGUGCGGGGGAGGCAACUCCAGCAACCACCCCGCCAACGCGCCUUCGCCUGACGCCGGCGCGAGACUGACUUGCCACUUGCUACUGAGGUUGUUUAAAACCGUUGACACACCGCAACCAGGUCUGUACAGCGUGUCGACGUCCCCGGGGCCGGGCGGGUGCGGCGCGGGCGUGCGGCUCUCGUGCGACCGGCACCUGCUCGCCGCCGCGCACAAGAACAUCGGCGUCGGGCCCGUGCUGGCCACGCUGAAGGCGAUACUCAUGGUUGGAGAUUCUACUGCAAGAGACCUUAGCAAACCGAGUGGGAAGAAAUCUAGUGAACUUUCACACAUACUGGGCACUAGCGACACUGUGCCUAGCGAUGCACAGCUUGAUCUCAUAUCGAUGGUAGAAACAGAGAUGAGUGGGGGCCAUAAAACGCCUAGAGGAAACGGAGGUGUUGGUUCGACGUUAUUAGAUUCUUCACAAUCUUUAUCUUCACUAGCGAGGCGGGUACUCGCCGAGAUAUGUUCGGAGGAAUGGGUUUUACAGAAAUGUUUACAGAACCCGGAUGAACUGUAUCAACCUGAUAUGUUGUUGGAUCCGAUGCUUAGACCGAGACAAGCCCAAAGAUUAUUACACAUGAUAUGUUAUCCGGAUUCGGCCAGUCACACCCAUCCAGACUUAGAUCAAAAGACAAUGAUUACAAGGCUCCUUGAGAACUUGGAGCAGUGGUCGCUGCGCAUGUCGUGGCUGGACCUGCAGCUGAUGUUCAAGCAGUUCCAGAGCGGCUCGUCCGAGCUGAGCGCGUGGCUGGACACCGUCUCGCGGGCGGUUAUCAACGUGUUCCAGCAGCCCGCGCCGCCGCCGCCCGAUAAAGACAGGAUGGGAACGGAACGCGGUGUAGUGAGCACGAGCAAAUGGUCGCAGUCCGUGUGGCUGGUCGCGCCGCUCGUCGCCAAGCUGCCGCCAGCUGUACAGGGCCGCGUGCUCAAGCAGGCUGGCCAGAUCCUCGAAAGCGGUUGGGGUGCGGGUUGUAGCGGCAAUUGCUCUGGUGGAGGAGGAGGAGGCGGCGGCUCGCAUCGGGACUGUAAAAGCCACCAGAGCCCCAGCUACAAAGGUUCGGCGGGUGGUGGUGGAGGCGGUAAACGCGGUGUGGGCGGUUCCGCGUGCGGGUCGGCAUGCGCCUGCGCUGCAUCCGCUCUACGACUUGCGAAUGAACCAUUGCUAUCGCUCGUGCUCACUUGUCUGAGGCAUCAGGACGAUCAGAAGGAGAGCCUGCUGAGUUCGAUCCACGCGCAGCUGCAGCACUACCUGAACCACGCGCGCGACCACGAGCGCGCGGCGUGCGGCGACACGUGGCAGGAGGAGGCGGCGCCCGAGGCGCUGCAGCUGCGCUUCUCGCUGGCCGGCGGCAUGUUCGACGCGAUCCGCCGCUCCUACCAGCUCACGUCCGACUGGGCCGUGCUGCUCACGCAACUCGUCGCGCACCAGGUCAUAGAUGCGUAUAACAAUAGUCUGUGUCGCAGCAACUUGUUCACAACAUUGAUCGACAUGCUAGCAACUUUGAUACAUUCGACGCUCGCUGAAGGCGGUGACGACAACAACAGGAAGCAUUACCAGAAUCUUAUGAAGAAACUGAAAAAGGAGAUCGGCGAUAGGCACGGGCCUAGUGUGCAAGCUGUUAGGCAACUGUUGCCACUGUCGAAAAAUACUGUCGAGGUGAUCGCGUGUGAUAAAAUAACUAGCUUCGACAGUGAUAAGAAGCAGGGUCUCAGACUGACGGACAAGUUGUCGGUGUCGAGUUGGGAGCUGGUGGAGGGUGGGAGGAACCCCGCGCCGCUCUCGUGGACUCUGUUCGCGGCCACUAAGAUCGAGAGAAAACCACUCACGUAUGAAAGUGCCCAUAGGUUGUUAAAAUAUCACACGCACAGUUUAGUUAAGCCGCUGAGCUAUUACCUGGAGCCGCUGCCUCUGCCGCCAGAGGACCUUGAUAACAACGAUAGUAAACAGGACAAUGGAAGCUUGGAUUCAAGUCCCACAGGAUCGGGGAAAGGACGAAAAAUGUCCUGUAAGAUGAACAAAAUGAAGAAGUCUAAACCGACUACACCCACGAGCGGUGUGGGCGGUCAGAGCGGUGCGGUGGGCGGCAUGUCGGCGCAGCAGCAGCCGCAGUUCAUGCAGCAGCAGCAGCAGCAGUGGUUCCCGCCGCCCGGACAGAACUAUUACAACCCGCCUGCGGCAGGCGUGAAUGCUCGCGGCGUGGCGCCCCCCGCCAACACUCAGUCCAAACAGGCGCUCAGCAAUAUGCUGCGAAAUCGCUUCCCGUUCACGCAGAUGACUCAAAUGCAGCAAAGCGGUGGAUACCCCGGCGCGCCCCAGCCACGCGGGCCGUUCCCACGGCAGGGCAUGCGGCAGAUGCAACCCAACCAAAUGGCGCAAAUGCAACCCAAUCAAAUGAAUCCAAUGAGUGGAAUGGGCGGCAUGGGUCCAAUGGGUCAAAUGGGAGGAGUACAAAUGGGGCCCGCGCAGAUGAGCGCCAGUCAAAUGGGUGCAAAUCAGAUGGGCAGCGGACAAAUGGCCGGCGGUCAGAUGGGAGGCGGUCAAAUGUCCGGCGGUCAAAUGGCGAGCGGACAGAUGGGAGGCAUGGGUGGUCAAAUGUUCGGUGGCCAGUAUGGUGGUAUGCAGCAAGGCUAUGGAGGUUAUUCACAACAGAUGAUGCAGGGUGGUCAACAGCAAAUGAUGAAUCAGGGUAUGAGUCAAGGUGUCAACCAAAUGGGUCAGCAAGUAAAUCCCAUGGGUCAAAGUGUAAAUUCAAUAGGACAAAACGUUGGACAAAUGAACCAAGGUGUGGGACAGUCUGGUCAAAUGCCACAGGGUAUGGGACAAAUGGGUCAAGGUAUGAGCCAAAUGGGCCAAGCCAUGGGGCAGAUGAGCCAAAUGGGCCAAGGGGGUGGUAUCGGUGGUAUGAACAAUCAAGCCGGUUCGAUGGGCCCUCAAGGUGGAAAUGGCAUGGGAGGUUUCCCAGGGCAGCAGUCAUUCCAACAGAAUAUGAUGAGCGGUCGUGCAAGCCAAGAGGCUUAUUUAGCGCAACAAAGGCAAAAUACGCGUCCGCAGUAUAUACAGCAGGCGCCCAAUGUAACGAUGGGUGGCAUGGGCGGGCCAGCGCCGCCGUACCCGCGCGCCAUGCAGCCGCAGCAGAGCGCGCAGUACCAGCAGCAGAUGACGCAGCAGCAGCGCAUGCGGCAGCAGAUGCUGGCAAUGCAGCAACAGCAGCAGCAGCAGCAGCAGGGCCCGCUCGUGCAGCACCUGCAGCGCCAGCAGUACCAGCAACCGUAUUAGUGGAACUUUAUUGGACUUUAUGGGGGCGUACAGUGUGCACUUGCAUCAUAUUCACGGGUAGUCAGUUAUAUGGUUGGAGAGAGGUGUUUCAUUGUGUGGGUCCUAUAUCGAACAUUGGUAUAAGCAGUAUAAAAAAUGGGCUAAUGAGAUUUAAAUAUCUUAACUUUACGGAAGGUGUUAGUUUAACAUCCAAACGCCUACAAUCAUAGAAAGGGUAUAUAUACAUUGUACCCAUCAAUGGCAUCAGUAUGAAUAGCCGUAUUAGUAGAGUUGUUGUUUUGGGGUAUAGGGCGUUAGAGUAAUUUCUAACGUAUGGCAAUUUCGAAAAUAACAUUUGAAAACAUGAAUUUCAUUAUGUAUGUGGACGAUUAUUAUAAUAUCAUAGGUUCCUAAGAAGUGGAAAUGAAAUUACUCUAGUGCACUAUAGAUUAUUUUCACAAAUAAGUAGAUUCCAAGUUACUCUUAUUAUUUAUUAUAUAUGUACAAAGGUUUUCUCUUUUUUAUUUUAUGUAGUGAUUUAUAAUUGAAAAAUAUUUAGUUUCCAUUUUUCAGAAAAAUCAAAUGCGUUUUUUUUUUUUUAUUUCAAGUGUUGUAACGCUAGUGGUUGCAAUUAUUAUAGAUAUAACAAAAUUAUAUUUUUUAUUUAAAUUUAAGUUAGAGAAGAAACGCUAGAUGCUUAGAACGAUAUCGCGCUGGCGGUUUCUAGAAUAUUGAAAUAAAUUUAGUGUAUGUAAUUGAUUAUUUCUAGACAAGUAAGUGUGAAUAAAAUUUUUUGGUCCGACUAACUAAACUCGAAUAUGACCGGAUUCAGCAACAGGAAGACGUUAAUUUUUAAAAUAAUUUUUUGGUGACGUCUUUUCUUGAAUGUGUAAUCAAUGCAAAGUAUGCAUGCAGCAUUGAUAAAGGAAAUUUAACAAACUUUUUUCUAUCAUAUCAACAGAAAUGACAAAGCGUAUAAACAAUCAUGGUUUUUUUUUAAAUAUUAUUUAGUUUUUGCUGUUUUUUGUUGAUGUUCUGAAAUGCGAUUAAUAGAGAAUCUGAAUUAGAAAUGUAAAGAAAAAAUAUUAGAUGUUUUCUGUCUUGUGAAAUGACACAUUUAUGAGUAAGUGUAUCUUUAAGUUAAUAUUUACUGUAAGAAUAUUUUGUUAAGCUAGACAAUAAAAAAUGUAGGCUAAUAGUAAUGAAUUAUACCAAAUCAAGCAGUAAUUUCGAGCUUGCAUUAACAGGAGACAGUAAGUUGCUGGCUGACCAAAAUGAGUUUUAUAUAAAAUAACUCUUCGAAGUGUGUCCCGCAGCUCGCAUUUUACUUUAUUUUAUCCAAAAAUUUCGCGUAAAAAAAAGUAAAUUUUAGAAAAGAUUCCCAUUUAUGCAUAACUGAAACUGAAUAUCGCAUAGGCAUGCUUCCCAGUAUAGUAUCAAGUCAUGCAUUUUUUCUUACUUUUAAGUAAUUGUAUAAGGUCGAUGUUGCUUGUACAACUUUUAUAUUUAAAAUUAUGGUAUACCUAAACAUUUCAUUUAUGUGUGAUGUAGAUGUAACAAAAUCCACACUAAUUAAUUGAAUGAAAAUUGUUUUACAAAAUAUUGACUCAUUGUGGAUCCUCCAGUAUCAAUCGUUUAUGGAAUAAGGCCGUAAAAUAUUUUUUAUUAUAUAAUUAAAAUAAAUAAGUACCUAUGUUAGAUUAAUAGAUGUUUAUAAUGGCUGU
Zerene cesonia (dogface butterfly) is the source of this 9140-nucleotide messenger RNA. RefSeq names its product mediator of RNA polymerase II transcription subunit 12-like (gene kto). Bases 169 to 7437 code for a protein of 2422 amino acids. The record is from RefSeq and is a predicted model, not a curated record. NCBI's taxonomy places the organism in Eukaryota, Metazoa, Arthropoda, Insecta, Lepidoptera, Pieridae. Gene Ontology annotation, cellular component: mediator complex. Gene Ontology annotation, biological process: regulation of transcription by RNA polymerase II. The transcript is spliced from 49 exons. Gene Ontology annotation, molecular function: transcription coactivator activity.